GCCGCCUCCGCCGCCGCCGCCGCCUGAGGAGAGCGGGGAGAGGAAGAAAGGCGGAGCGGACAGCCGGGUCGGAGAGAGGGAAGAACGAAGGGCGGGCGGACGGAGGGAAGAGAAGGCCGGCGAGGGAGCGAGCAGGACCAGCGAGGGGGGAUCGGCGGCGGCGGCGGGUCCCGGAUGGGGGCGAUCGUGGCCGGCGGCUGAGCCCACCUUUCCGCCCGCCCUCCACCCCCCGCUGCGACCCGGUCCUCCUUCCCACCUGGUCCGUCGGCCGGUCGGGGUCUCUGGAGGGAGCGAUGUCGAACGCAGGCACCCGGCGGGCCGGCUCGAGUAUCAAGAUCCGCCUCACAGACACACAUGGAAGUAUCUCCUGCCUUUGUUUCCAUUGGGCUGAAAUGCUAUACAUCUUUACCUUGCUUUGUGCCAAGAAUCUUGCAAAAAAAGAUUUCUUCAGGCUUCCCGACCCAUUUGCAAAAGUCGUGGUGGAUGGAUCUGGUCAGUGCCACUCAACUGACACUGUGAAAAACACAUUAGAUCCCAAGUGGAACCAACACUAUGACUUAUACGUUGGGAAGUCAGAUUCUAUCACCAUCAGUGUCUGGAACCAUAAGAAAAUACACAAGAAACAGGGAGCUGGCUUCCUGGGGUGCGUCCGACUCCUUUCCAAUGCCAUCAGCAGGCUAAAAGAUACCGGCUACCAGCGUUUGGAUCUAUGCAAACUAAACCCCACAGAUACCGAUGCAGUACGAGGCCAGAUAGUGGUCAGCUUACAGACACGGGACAGGAUAGGCACAGGAGGGUCAGUUGUAGACUGCAGGGGGCUGUUGGAGAAUGAAGGAACGGUUUACGCGGACUCGGGACCGGGAAGGCCACUGAGCUGUUACAUGGAGGAGCCGGCCCCAUACACGGACAGCACUGGUGCCGCGGGCGGAGGGAACUGUCGUUCUGUGGAAUCCCCUGGCCAGGACCAGACAUUGCAGGUGCAGCGAUUGCGAACGCCUGACGUGAGAGGCCACGGACAGACCCCCCAAAACAGGCCGCAUGGGCACCAGUCGCCAUCGCCUGAUCUGCCUGAAGGCUAUGAACAAAGGACAACAGUACAGGGGCAAGUUUACUUUUUACAUACACAAACGGGUGUUAGCACGUGGCAUGACCCCAGGAUACCAAGAGACCUUAACAGUGUGAAUUGUGAUGAACUUGGACCUCUGCCACCAGGCUGGGAAGUUAGAAGUACAGUGUCAGGAAGAAUAUAUUUUGUUGAUCAUAACAACAGAACCACGCAGUUCACAGACCCAAGACUCCAUCACAUCAUGAAUCACCAAUGCCAACUAAAAGAACCCAACCAGCCUUUGCCAGUGCCCAAUGAGGGGUCUUUAGAAGACAGCGAGGAGUUACCUGCCCAGAGAUACGAACGAGACCUGGUUCAGAAGCUGAAGAUACUCAGGCACGAACUCUCUCUCCAGCAACCCCAAGCUGGCCACUGCCGCAUUGAAGUAUCCAGAGAAGAAAUAUUUGAGGAAUCCUACCGUCAGAUAAUGAAGAUGAGGCCAAAAGAUUUGAAGAAGAGGCUGAUGGUGAAGUUUCGAGGAGAAGAAGGCCUGGAUUAUGGUGGAGUGGCCAGGGAGUGGUUGUACCUACUGUGUCAUGAAAUGUUGAACCCUUAUUAUGGACUCUUCCAGUACUCCACAGAUAACAUUUACAUGCUGCAAAUCAAUCCAGACUCAUCUAUCAACCCUGAUCAUCUGUCUUACUUCCACUUUGUUGGUCGGAUCAUGGGUCUGGCUGUGUUCCAUGGACACUACAUCAAUGGGGGUUUCACUGUUCCUUUCUACAAACAGCUGCUGGGCAAACCCAUCCAGUUGUCUGAUCUGGAAUCCGUUGACCCAGAGUUGCACAAGAGUUUAGUCUGGAUUUUAGAAAAUGACAUCACUCCAGUUCUGGACCACACUUUCUGUGUGGAGCACAACGCGUUCGGCAGGAUUCUACAGCAUGAGCUCAAACCAAAUGGGAGAAAUGUUUCUGUCACAGAAGAGAACAAGAAAGAAUAUGUCAGGCUGUAUGUCAACUGGAGGUUCAUGAGAGGCAUUGAGGCCCAGUUCCUGGCUCUUCAAAAAGGUUUUAAUGAACUUAUUCCUCAACAUCUACUGAAGCCUUUUGACCAGAAGGAGCUUGAGCUCAUAAUAGGUGGCCUGGAUAAGAUUGACCUGACUGACUGGAAGUCCAACACGCGCCUCAAGCACUGCAUGGCUGACAGCAAUAUCGUCAAGUGGUUCUGGCAAGCGGUCGAGGCCUUCGAUGAGGAGAGAAGAGCGAGGCUGCUGCAGUUUGUGACCGGCUCCACUCGGGUGCCGCUCCAGGGCUUCAAGGCUCUGCAAGGUUCUACAGGCGCGGCAGGGCCCAGGCUCUUCACGAUCCAUUUGAUAGAUGCGAACACAGACAACCUUCCAAAAGCGCAUACCUGCUUUAACCGAAUUGACAUUCCGCCUUAUGAGUCCUACGAGAAACUUUACGAAAAGCUACUGACAGCUGUGGAAGAAACUUGUGGGUUUGCAGUGGAGUGAAUGGGCAACCAAAGGAAACAGUUACUAGCUCAUGGACCACCAAAUCAAAAGCUGUAAGAAGAAGCUUGCUGUGAACUUCUUUUGUCCGAAGCAUUGGGACAGUCAAGAACCAGGGGGAUCUGAGGCUGUUUCCCCUCUUGUGGUGGUGUUUGGGUGGGGGGGUGGCUUUUGUUGGUGGUUCCCCACUAUACUUUUCUCCCUUUUGUUACGAUAAUCCCCCCCUUUUUUUAAUUUCCAACGAAGCAAAAGCCAGCCAGGUUCAGCAUUUGGCUCUGGUGACCCGAGAUAUUCUGCUAGACGCGUAACACAUAUUGUGAUAAGGUCAAUGACCUGUGGUCUUUUUUUAUAGGAGUAUCAAACUGUAGUUGAGUACCUUGAGAUUGGUUUGCUGAGGACUUUCAACUGAUAGGUGUAUCUGGAUGUUUCGUCUUAAUGCAGUCCUGAGCCUUUGUAGAGUCCAGAAGCUAUGGAAAUUCAAAUUGCACAUUUCAGAAUCCCCAUUAAAGAACAGUUAGCAGAAAACAGCUGCACAGGGACACACAACUGAGGGCUGUUUCUUGACAGAAAGCUACUUAAGUGAGUGUGAUGGCUUGAUUUUUAGGCAAGGAAAGAGAGAGCAAGAGAGGACUCUAAGCCAUCUUGAACUGGGAGGUAAGUUUUCAUUUUGGAUGCUUUGUACAUGAGAAAGAUAUGUUUUCCCCUGUGGACUCGCUUCUCUGUGUGAUUAUUGGCAUAUGUGAGAGAAUGUGGCAAGGGGGCUCAGCCCAGUCUGAAUUUUUUUUCCUGAUACUGUUUUCUCAGAUGCUUUCAUUGACUUGAAGUUGCAGAAAUCCUUUUAAGAGGAAUCAGCUAAAAGCAAAGCUAAUGGAACCAAGUUCCAUCCUUGAGCCAUCCAAACUGGGGACCGUUGAGAAAGGAGUCUGUAGUGAAAAGGUCUAACACAAUGGUUUUAGCUCACAGAUUUGAGUAAUCCAGAGUACUGCUUUCAGGCCCUUUGCUCUCCUACCCCCCCUCCUCUUCCUCCACUGCAGCUAAUGUUCAAGUUUGGGAUUAAGUCAUUGGUUCAACGCGGCUUUCUUGAUGGAGGAGAACUGAUGCUGCAGGGUAACUGUCAUGCAAAUGCAGGCAACAAGACUGUACUUUUUAACAACCUAACACUUCUUGGCUGAAAGGCCCAAUAACUGUCAAAUGUAAUCUAGGUUGUAAGACUUCCCCCCUAAUUUCAAAACUGUUCAUUAACUGAUGAUGGGGGGUUUUUUUGGUGGGGGUGGGGUCAUAAUCAAUUGGGCUUAAACUGUGAGUCAAUGGUUCUUUGGUCCACGAGGAUAUUUCUGCUGUUAGAUUAGAGGAAUUGGCAUUGCUAAUAGCUUUCAACAGUGAUAGGACGAACUAAGGUUGGAUAGUUGUCAUCUUUCGAAUCUUUCUUUCCUAUCCGUUCAGUUGACAGUAACUUUGGUGCUUUGGUGAUGAAAUUGUGAAGAUUCCACCUGAGAGAGGAAAUAAGUAUUAUUUGCACCAUGAGGGCUAAAGAGCUGGAUUGCAUAGGUGAGCUAAGACCUAAUGUGGAAUGUCCUUGGGAAGCGAGUUGCACUUAAAAGACCCGUUAACUGCAGCAUGAGUUAUUUGGGUUUGUAGCAAGCAAGUUUGAGGAGUUUGGAAUUCAAAGCUUUAGUUAAGCAUCUUAAACCUUCUUGACCAUUAAACAUAUUAACGACCCUGGCUUUCCAAGUACCUUUGGAGAUCAACUGUUGUCCAUUGGAAUCCUGUCAGUGGAAUUUGUAUGCACAGGACGUCUGUAGCGGUACAAAUUCCACCCCUAAAACCAUGUCCCCCAACUCCUCAUGCAGAUCUGAGAUGCGGGAGGCAAGAUGUUGUACAGCACAGUGGCCAAACAAUCGGCCGCGUACGUUUUGCAAAAGUAACACUGAGCAAUUGUGUGCCUGGAAGCCACCGCUUGCAUUCCUCUUGCUAUGUGGUUGCAGCAUCCAAGUGGUUGGCGUCCCUCCUGCCCAGCAGUGUCCCUAGCAGAGGACAGGCGAGCGAGCAGGUGGCAUGCUUUAGACCAUGCAGACAGGGCAGCCACACACCAAAGACAGCAGGAGAACGGGCCUGGGUUGAUGUUCAGGCCGGAGAGUGUAGUUGGCUCCUCCAGGAGAGUAGUGUGCAAAAUUUUCUUUACAUUUCCUAUCGUCGUGUCCUAAAGGUUUUGUACCACUGUUCUAACAACCAAAUAUCUAAACAGAGUGUUUGCUGCAAGUCUGUGUGCUGACUUUGAGGCAGGAGCUGGAGGAAAGAGGCAAGCCCAGGAAAUGGCUGGCCGUUCCUUUUUCCAGGGUGUCGGCAAGAGCGACACUGGACACGUGCUUCUGCUCAAGCUUGAAAAUUCCACCUGUCCUUCUCCAACCAAAAAAACCCCGAACCUAUAAUAGAGGCAUGAGAAGGUAGAUUUGUUUUGUGGUUGCAGUCUGCGACGCUUGAGCACUGUCUUUGCUGUGAGCUUUUUGGCAGUUAACACCACCCAGCAACCGACGCAGGGCAAGCCCGAUGCUUGCGUGUUCUCUGCUGUAGCCUCUUGAUUAAUACUGGGUUACUGGUAGGCAAGAUUAAGUCUGCUCAAAGGCAGAAUGGUAUAGUGAAGUGAACAGGAAACAGCCUGCUCUUCUAGCCCAUAGAACAGUGUCUGGGUCUUCCCCAGCCCAGGAGAUGCAAAAUGUUUCUUUGAUCAAGAUGGCACUACAGAGGAACAGGAGGGGCGAGGCACCUGUGCCUCCCAUGCCCACAGUCAGGUUAUCCCAUCCAAAGUCUCCCCAAAUGGUCUUUGGUGCCCAGUCCAGUGCUACAGAUUUUUAUGUUCUUUGUUCUGAUUUUCUUUGUUUACUUGCCCUGAAAGGCAUCAUCCUGCAUUUAUGCACUCAGGGAUGUAGGAAACCACCACUCCUUGAGCACUUCUAAGUCAGAUCUGAAUAUAUUGGACCAACUUCUUGUUUUAAAAGAGCUGUCUUGCUCAGCAUUGGGUCUGGCUUAUAAAGCCUCAAUUGUCAUUCAAAGUUCCUUCUCGCACCCCAUGCUCCUUUAGCCAGGACCCAGCAUUCUACACCGUAGAGCACAGAAAGUUUUCCACAAAUGCAGUACGUGUUUGUUUUACUCUGUUAAUUUUUUUUGUUCCUCAACCACUUUAUAAUGUAUUUUUAACUUAUUAUUUUGUAAUGUCUUGUUUUUAAGUAUUGCUGCUACCCUUGUUAUUCUUCUCACCCUUUUUAUUGCGGAUUUUAUUUUGUGAAAAAGUUGUACACUAAUGUUUUUCAUUUUAUGUCUAAAUCAAAGUAUUUAAAGAAAUACUAGUUCUAUUUAACGUGGUUAUGGAGCCAGCUGGAAUAAACAGUGAUUGUAUAGUAGGCUGGGCCCAAGAGGUCAUGUUCAUUUUUGUUACAUAUGCAAUAAACUCUCACAACUUUAAA
Varanus komodoensis (Komodo dragon) is the source of this 6016-nucleotide messenger RNA. It is a transcript of the gene SMURF1, whose product is annotated as SMAD specific E3 ubiquitin protein ligase 1. The coding region runs from base 294 to 2558 and encodes 754 amino acids. The transcript is spliced from 19 exons. Gene Ontology annotation, molecular function: protein binding; ubiquitin protein ligase activity. The record is from RefSeq and is a predicted model, not a curated record. Gene Ontology annotation, biological process: ubiquitin-dependent protein catabolic process; negative regulation of BMP signaling pathway. NCBI's taxonomy places the organism in Eukaryota, Metazoa, Chordata, Lepidosauria, Squamata, Varanidae.